AUGAGUGUAGAUAGAGGUUGUUUGAAGGAGUAGAUGUUAUAUAGAAAUGAGAGAAACAUCAGAUGCAUUCAAAAGAAAAAAAGAAAAAAAAAUCUUUUGUAUAUUAUGUUGCACUAUAUAAUUAUUUGUUGGGAUCGCAAUUAAUUUACACUUUUGUCUGUAGUAUAUAAACCAUGUUUCAUUAGUUUGGAGUUAUUGUCAGGCCUAUCACAUCUUACAAAAUGGGAACAUUUCUAAAUGAAUGCCAAACACCCUCGAGGAUACAACAACAACAACAACAACAACAAAGAUCUUAAUGAUGUGUUUAACUUCAAAAUAUUAAUGAUUCAAAAUCUUAUCUUAUCAAGUAGGAUAAGAUUUGUGAGCACUACUUUUAAAUUGAAAAGAAACAGGAAAUUUCCCAGGUUAGCAAAUGACUGGUGGGCUCAUUUAUUUGUGAGCACCACUUUGAAAUUGAAAAGAAUUUGGCUGAUUUCUUUAUUAGCAAAUGAUUGGUGGGCUCAACUUUUUAUGCCCCCAUGUUUUCUUUACACUACUCUAUUUCAGCUGUAAUUUCCUGGAAAUUUCCUAGAAAUUAUUGGGAAUUAGUCUAUCUAAAGUUGAUUAUCAGUGUUUAAUCUAAUUCCACUCAGCUUCAUAUUAACACUGGAAAAAGUAUCUGCUCAUUUUCUGAGAUUGUUUUGACCUGAGCUAUCCAUUUCAGCAGAGUGAAAAAAUGCUACAGCAAAUUUUGGAAUCCAUUUUCCAAAAGCUGGGAGAAAAGCUGGUAGACUAUUCACAUAACAAUGUGACUGUCUUAACAAAUUUAAAGCUCGAUGUCACAACUUUGGAGACGGGCCUCACCACAUUGUGUGCUAUAGCAUUUGAUGUCGAGGCCAAAUGCAAAGAAGAUGCAUCGGGGAAAAAGAAGAGAAAACGAGAAGUUGAAGAUUGGUUGACACAAGUUCAGCUAAUUCAGACUAAUUUUCUUGAACUACAAUCGUGUGGAUACAUCACUAGGCUCUUGAGUGGAGGCAGAGUUGCAAAACUGAAUAACCGAGUGGGUGAACUCAUGGAGCAAAGCAGGCAUUUUGGUGAAGUUCUAGUCAAUGAUUAUGAUCAGAGGGGAGAGGCAUUUAUAGCAGCUGAAAUGUUUGGUGAAGCAUUUGAGGAAAAUUUGGACAUAAUUUGGGGGCUGUUAGUGAAUGAUAAGGUGGAGAGCAUUGGGAUUUACGGGAUGGGUGGUGUAGGCAAGACGACUUUGAUAAAGCACGUCCACAACCGUCUGCUGCAAGAAACUGAAGAUUGUGUGGUUUGGGUUACGGUGUCUCAGGUGUUCAACAUAAACAAGUUGCAAGACAAGAUAGCUUGUGCUAUCGGUCUCAAGCUGUCGGAUGUACAUGAUGCACACAAAAGAGCAGCUGUAUUGAGGACAGCAUUCUCCACAAGGGAAAGCAUUGUGCUCAUAUUGGAUGAUGUGUGGGAAAACAUCAAACUGGAAGAGGUUGGAUAUCCACUUGGUAGGGAAGGUUGUCGGUUGGUUAUAACAACUAGGUCGUCGAAAGUGUGUCAUCAGUUCGGUUGCAAGAGCAUAAACGAAGUGAAAACACUGCAUAAUGAUGAAGCAUGGGACUUAUUCAAAGAGACACUGGGGCACGAGAGCGUACCUUCUGAUGUCGAGGAAAUUGCCAAGUGUAUGGUCAAGAUGUGCGAUGGCUUGCCUCUUGGGAUCAUCACCCUAGCAGGAAGCAUGAGGGGCGAGACGGCCAGUCAUGCCUGGAGAAAUUCAAUGACAGAACUGAAGAAAUCCUUUAUGGGGCAUGAUGACAUGGAAGAUCAUGUUUAUAAAGUGCUCAAAUACAGUUUUGAUAGAUUGUUACCGAAUCAUCAACAAGGGACGAGGCAUGGAUACACGAACUUACAGCUUUGCUUCCUGUAUUGCGCUUUAUAUCCUGAAGACUGCAAAAUACCAAGAAAUGAGUUAGUCAGGAAAUUCAUUUCGGAGGAGCUGGUUAAUACACGGAAGAGUAUGAAGGCUCAAUACGACGAGGGUCACUCCAUGCUGGAUAAGUUAGUGAAUACGUGCUUGCUAGAAAGCACUCGCGAUCACAGGGAUGGAGAUAGCAUCAGAAUGCAUGAUCUGAUGCGAGCCAUGGCGCUGAAGAUUACUGAAGGUAAAACCGUGGUAAUAGCAGGCGACUGCUGUGUGAAGGAACUCCCCAACGAAGAAGCAUGGAGUGAAGAUCUUGAGAACUUGUCCUUGGUUCAGAACAGCAUACAGGUGGUUCCAUUUGAAAUGUCUCCAAAAUGUCCUAAGCUGUCGAGGUUGCUUCUUUGCGAGAAUCCAUUUGAUUAUUUGCCAGGAUCAUUUUUCUCGAGAAUGCCUACACUGUGCACUCUUGAUCUGUCCAGGACUCGUAUACGAGACUUGCCUGAUUCGUUAUCUGAUCUGACGAGCCUGAAGGCCUUGAUUCUAGGAGGGUGCCGAGAGCUUGCAGCAGUGCCCGACUUGGGAAAACUGAAAGCACUUAGGGAGCUGGACCUUUCGCAUAGCAGAAUCCUGAACAUGCCUCAAGGAACAGAAAAGCUCCUCAACAUGAAGCGCUUGUUAUUAAACGGAGCAAAUUACUUGAGGAUGUUACCUGCAGGUGUGCUGACCAAUCUCUCAAAUCUUCAACUUCUUCUUCUCCCAUAUCAAGUAAAAGCACCAGUAGAGGACAUUGAGAGGCUGAAACAGCUGGAGGAAUUUGCAGGACCGGUGGAAGAUGCGCGUGAUUUUAGCCGUGUCUUUAGAAGUAGAAGAAGCCGGGUACAUGAUACUUUCUACAGCAUUCAAGUGAGAUUGGUUUAUGAUGGUUUCUCUAACCGCCGCAAUCUAGUGACUUUCCAUCUCGGUGACCUUGAGAAAGGAGAUGAGAACCAAGGCACCGUGUCCGCAGCACAUGAUAUCCUAGUAUUCCAUCACUGUGACGGUCUAAGCAACUGUUUAGCCGAUGACUUGUCACGAUUGGAUGAUCCAAGAUUCCUUAAGUUGUUGGAAGUUUAUAACUCAAGAGGAAUAGAAUGCUUGAUCACAUAUGAGAAGCCAGGAUCUCAGUUCUCAAGCCUUGAAAAGAUUUUGCUGCAAGACUUACCCGAUUUUAUGGGUAUAAUUCGCAGCCGGGAAGCAGGGCCAUGGGGAGUAAUUGCAUCACCUACAUAUGCACCAGCUGCAUUUUCUUCUCUAAAAUACUUGACACUUUGCAAGUGUAACAAGAUGAAGAAGAUAGAGUUGCGCGCAUCAGAUUUUCCAAUGCUCGAAAUAAUCUGUGUUAGGAACUGUGAUGAGAUACAGGAGAUAACAGAAACAACAGAUGGCACCGGAAGAGGAGAAGCAGUAGCAUCCGUUGUCUCUCUUCCCCGGUUGAGACAGGUAUACUUGAUUCAGCUGCCACGACUGUCGAGCAUCUGCAAGGAAACAUUGUCAUGUGAUUCAGUUAACCUAAUUCACCUGGAGCAAUGCCAAGCAUUAAAGAAACUGCCGUUGAAUUUCUCAGAGAGCGACAACAACAACCAUACCCUCGAUGAAGGCUUGUAUCAUUGUUCGCCUCCACCAUCUCUCGAAGAAAUCUGGAUACUCGAAGAAGAGAGAGAAUGGUGGGAAUCAUUAGAGUGGGAGCAUCCCAUUCAGUCCCAUCUCAUUCAGCCUUUCCUGAGAUUUUGGGACUAAUGAAAAAAGCAAAUGACAUUUUCUUGUAAUUCAUGUAUGCAUUGCAAACUCAGUAAUCAAACUUUAUGCAAAUUAGAACUUUAGGCAAGGGUAUCAGCUGAAGGUUUAGACAUGAGCAUAUGCACAAUCUUGUUCAUUCAGUUCAAGAAUCAUCAGUAAAGCAUACAAUAAAGGGUGACAA
Salvia splendens (bonfire salvia) is the source of this 3869-nucleotide messenger RNA. Its product is annotated as disease resistance protein RPS5-like. The coding region runs from base 716 to 3688 and encodes 990 amino acids. Gene Ontology annotation, molecular function: protein binding; ADP binding. The record is from RefSeq and is a predicted model, not a curated record. The transcript has 2 exons. NCBI's taxonomy places the organism in Eukaryota, Viridiplantae, Streptophyta, Magnoliopsida, Lamiales, Lamiaceae.